AUGUCGUCAACGCCUUCUAACAAAUUCCUGCCGAGCCCAAAGACAGUUGCUGUCGUAGGAUGUCCGUUUAGUGGUGGUCAGCCAAAGCUUGGCGUAGAUAAAGGUCCUAUCCAUCUCGUCCAGGCAGGGCUUAUCAACCAGGUUGAAGAACUUGGUUGGCGAGUCGUUUUUGAUGGGCACCACCAAUUUGAGGAUAUUUCUCCUCCAUCCAAUGGCAUUCAAGUUAAUGCCACCGAUGAUGCCGCUGUUGACACAUUAAAUGCAUCCAUCGCGAGGUUGAGAAGCCCUUUGUUCGUUGCACAGGUCUGCGAGAGUGUUGCAUCUGUCGUACAGGCUCAUGCAGAGAUGGGACACCUCCCCGUCACCCUUGGUGGAGACCAUUCCUUAGCCAUGGGCACUAUCUCAGGCACCCUGAGAGCAUACGACCAAGCUUGUGUCAUCUGGAUAGACGCUCACGCAGAUAUCAACACGAUCCACUCUACCGACAGCGGAAACAUCCACGGCAUGCCCCUCUCUUUUCUCCUCAAGCUUAACCCUCCUGCUCCAUCCCCAGAUUCAGUCCUUGCGAAGUUCGACUGGGUCUCUCACCUCCCUGCUGAGCGUCUCGUCUACAUCGGUUUGCGGGACGUGGACAAGGGCGAGAAGGAGAUCUUGAAGAAACACCACAUCAAGGCGUUUAGCAUGCACGAGGUUGAUCGCUAUGGCAUUGGCAAGGUGGUCGAAAUGGCGCUCGACCAUGUCAACCCGCAAAGAGACCGUCCUAUUCACCUGAGCUUUGAUGUCGAUGCGCUCGACCCGAGCGUUGCGCCUAGCACGGGGACACCGGUGCGCGGUGGGCUCACUUUCCGUGAAGGACACUACAUCUGCGAGGCGAUUCAUGAGACUGGGUUACUCGUCGCGCUUGACUUGAUGGAGGUUAACCCCGCGCUUGCAGACGCUGAGAGCGUACGCCAGACCGUUACGGUGGGGUGCUCAUUAGUCCGCUCUGCUUUGGGUAGGUCGUCCAUCCACUGCUACGUUCGCUGUGUCCACUGUUCCUGA
Messenger RNA from Suillus subaureus, 1041 nucleotides. Its product is annotated as Ureohydrolase. Gene Ontology annotation, cellular component: cytosol; cytoplasm; nucleus. Lineage: Eukaryota; Fungi; Basidiomycota; Agaricomycetes; Boletales; Suillaceae. The record is from RefSeq and is a predicted model, not a curated record. Gene Ontology annotation, molecular function: arginase activity; manganese ion binding. Bases 1 to 1041 code for a protein of 346 amino acids. The transcript is spliced from 8 exons.